AUGAGUUUAUGGAGUGAUUUCGUGCACUUAUUCUUCACCGUCAAUGGGAAAGGAUUAGCGAUUACUGGAUUUUUGUUAUUCAUCGCCGAAACGGUCAUAACCUACGGGAUUAUUCAGAAAGUACCUUAUACGGAGAUUGAUUGGUCGACUUACAUGCAACAAGUUGAAUGUUUUGUGAAAAAACAUGAACUCAACUACUCGAAAAUUGAGGGAGAUACAGGUCCUAUUGUAUAUCCCGGUGGGCAUUUAAUUGCGUAUCGAAUGUUCUACACGUUGACAAAUAAGGGGAAAGAUCUUCGACUGGGGCAAUAUAUUUUCAUGUUUCUUUACUUGGUCAAUUUACUUAGUGUGUUUCGUCUUUAUUGGAAGUCGAAUAAGAUGCCUCCAUUUGUGUUGUGUUUAUUGACAUUGACAGGAUAUCGAAUUCACUCGAUUUUCGUCCUUCGUAUGUUCAACGAUCCCGUGGCCAUGAUGCUCUUCUACAUUGCAUUGAAUUUUCUCAUUUCACAACAUUGGUUGCUUGGAGCUCUAUUUUAUAGUGCUGCUUUCUCGAUUAAGAUGAACAUUUUCUUGUAUACGCCGGCGUUGGGAUGUCUUUUAUUGUUGAACAAAGGAAUUUGGUGGACGAUUGUUUAUGGAGCUGCUGCUGGGGUUUUACAGUUCUACGUUGGCCUGCCAUUUCUUCUACACGAUCCAUGGUCUUAUAUCAAGCGAUCCUUUGACAUUGGACGAGUAUUCUUUUUCAAAUGGACCGUCAAUUGGAGAUUCUUAUCAGAAGAUUUUUUCUUAAAUCAAUACUUCCAUCUGACACUAUUAGUCACGAUGUUGGUUCUCUGGCUGGUGUUCGGAUUUGCGAUGUGGUUCAGAACCGGUGUCGCUGAUACAAUGUUUGCGAUGUUUACGUGCAAUCUGAUCGGAAUUGCGUGUGCCCGUUCGCUUCACUAUCAGUUUUAUUCUUGGUACUAUCAUCAGCUCCCGUUUCUUCUUUUUUUUAAUUAUCCUGCUCCAGCUGAUACCAAAGCAAAUUUUAAUGUGCCUUGGAUUUCGAUAAUUUGGAAAGUUUUGGUCUUGCUCUGUGUGGAAUGGUGUUGGAAUACGUACCCUUCGACAAAUGCUUCAUCUUUAGUGUUGCAUCUAAUUCAUUUCGGGAUUCUUGCCUAUUUGGUCUACACUCGGCAAAUGCACAUCAAACGCAAGAAUAAAGUCAUAAGCAAAACUUUGAUGUUAAGGACUUUCGUACGACCCAUACUUCAAUGUCGUUCACAGACCUCAUCGAGUGGAACUACAGAAGCACUUUUGGCGCAAAUGAGGAUAUUCGAUCGCGAACUCAAACAAAAACAACGCGAUUGGGCCGUUCAACAGCCAAACUAUGUGGCGGCGACCAGUUUAAGAGAAGAAAUUGGAUGGAGGAUUGCGGAUAAAGUCUUUGAUCUAACAAAAGUUAACGAGAGGGUGCUUGACAUCGGUUGUGGGACAGGUUUUAUAGCGCCUCAUUUGAUAAAAGAAAACGUCCGUCAUCUCGUUCAGUGUGAUAUUAGUGAGGAAAUGGUGAAACGAAGCAACGGUUGCUUAGAUGAAGGGGUAACGGUAGAAAGAGUUGCGUGUGAUGAGGAAACACUGGCUUCAUUUGCACCGGCAUCAUUCGAUUUGCUGUUAAGCUCCUUAUCCGCACAUUGGAUCAACGAUUUGCCAGGAUGGUUUAGACGAUGUUUUUCAUUAUUAAAAGAAGAUUGUCCUUUCAUUGGAUGUAUGUUGAUGGAGGAUACGCUUUACGAGUUGAGAUGUUCGUUACAGUUAGCGGAGCUUGAACGAUUAGGAGGCGUCGGAGCGCAUAUUUCUCCAUUUGUGAAGGCAAACGACGUUGGUAGUCUUCUUGGAAAAGCCGGAUUUGAACUAGUGACGUUAGAUACCGAUGAUGUACAGAUAGGAUUUCCAAAUAUGUUUGCACUACUUUACGAUCUGCAAUUGAUGGCAGAGUCUAAUUGCACUUACAAACGAUCAUCAAGUAUACGAAGGGAUGUGCUGUUAGCGGCGGAGGCAAUUUAUAAAUCGAUGUACGCGAAGGAUGAUGUUUAUCCGGCGACUUUUCGAAUAGUUUCUUGGAUUGGAUGGAAACCAGGUCCGAAUUCGCCAAAGCCAGCAAAAAGAGGCUCACAAAACGCCUCAUUGAAGGACAUCUCAAAGAUGGUCGAAGAUCCCGAAUAUCAGAAGAAGCUAUCAGAAGAGCACGACAAGAAAAAGAAA
Mesorhabditis belari is the source of this 2244-nucleotide messenger RNA. The record is from the annotation of a GenBank genome assembly. Lineage: Eukaryota; Metazoa; Nematoda; Chromadorea; Rhabditida; Rhabditidae.